UGAAUGCGACAUGGAGAUAAACAGACGCACGCUAUGCAGACGUUUGCGUUUAUCGACCUCACGGAGGAUUUAACACUCGACACGUUUAUUUAAGGGGCAGAUCUUCUCUGCAUCGCCUAUUUGAUGUCUCUGUGAGACUGCGCUGGUAUCUGGUUGUCGUUUGACGGGCGCCCUCUCUCAGGAUGGUGUCCUACAAGCGGCUGAACCCUGAAGACGUCCACUUCGCCGGCGCCGCUCCGUCCCAGCAGCCUUGUCCCGCGCAUGAAGACGCUCCAGCUUUGGAUCCAGAGGAAGCCUCCCUGCUCCCCCGCAGGCCCCUGUGCUCCGUCACCACCGCCCUCCUGCUGAUCGGCGCCCUGCUGCUGCUCCUCUUUGGAGGCUGGCUGGUGGGCGCCAUGUUCUGGCUGCACCGUCCGUCCACCGACCGGCCGGGCGGACACCCGGCCCCCGGCCCGGCGCCGCCCCAGGACUCGGAAGGGUCGGCGGGAGCGAACGUCACCGCGGCCGCUUCCCGCCGCCAGGCCUGCAGCGCCGUCCCCGCGGCGUGGAGGUUCGACUGCUACCCCGAGAGAGCCGCGGUGGUGACCCGAGAGCUGUGCGAGGCCAGGAGCUGUUGCUUUGUCCCCGCCGCCGCCGCCUCCUCCGCCUCCGCCGCCGCCCGCCCCCCCGGGUGGAACGGCAUCCCGUGGUGUUUCUACCCGAGGGAUUUCCCUUCCUACUCGCUUGUGUCGGUGAGCGACACGCCGCUGGGCCAGAAGGGGACGCUGGUCCGGGAGGUGAAGACCUACUACCCGGCGGAUGUCCUCACUCUGGAGGUGGAGACGCGCCACGAGACGGACACGCGGCUGCGUGUCAGGAUCACCGACCCCUCCGCCUCGAGGUUCGAGGUUCCGAUCUCUGUUCCCGCUGCUGCCACCAAGGCGGAACGCCCCGAUUACACGGUGGAGCUCUCCGAGAGUCCGUUCGGCCUCAUCGUGAGGAGGAGCUCCAGCGGCGCGGUGCUUCUCAACACGACGGUGGCGCCGCUCUUCUACGCGGACCAGUUCCUGCAGCUCUCCACCUCCCUGCAGAGUCAGUUCCUGUACGGCCUGGGGGAGCACCGCUCCACCUUCCUGCAUGACCUGCACUGGAACACGCUGACCAUGUGGGCCAGGGACGUGCCCCCCACGGAGCAGACCAACCUGUACGGAGCUCAUCCGUUCUACCUGGCGAUGGAGGAGGGAGGCGACGCCCACGGCGUCUUCCUGCUGAACAGCAACGCGAUGGAUGUGGUCCUCCAGCCCGCCCCGGCCCUCACCUGGCGCACUAUUGGUGGAAUCCUUGACUUCUACGUUUUCCUUGGUCCCGAUCCCGCUUCUGUGAUCGGACAGUACGUGGAGGUCGUAGGCUACCCAGCGAUGCCCGUCUUCUGGGCGCUAGGCUACCACCUCUGUCGCUGGGGUUACCAAACCAGCAAUUCCACCUGGGAGGUUGUCAAGAGCUUGAGGAAUUAUGGUAUACCGCAGGACGUCCAGUGGAACGACAUCGACUACAUGGACCGAUUCAUGGACUUCACCUUUGACCCGGACAAGUUCGGCACGCUGCCGGAUCUGGUCAAGGACCUGCACGCUCACGACCAGCGCUACGUCAUGAUCCUGGACCCGGGUAUCUACAGCUCGCAGCCGGAAGGAUUCCACUGGUCCCUAACGACGAAAGGGUUGAGGAGGAACGUCUCAUCAAGGACGCCGAAGGGAAAGCCGCUCAUCGGGAAGGUGUGGCCCGGUCUGACCGCGUAUCCCGAUUUCUCUGAUGAAGCGACGCAUGAAUGGUGGUACGAGAACCUCCGGCGGUUCCACGAGAAGGUUCCGUUUGAUGGAUUAUGGAUCGACAUGAACGAGCCGUCCAAUUUCCUGGACGGGUCCACCGACGGUUGUCCGUCCAACAGUCUCGAGAAUCCCCCUUACACACCCGGUGUCCUCGGAGGUUUGCUGAGAGCUAAAACCGUGUGUGCCAGCGCCCAGCAGAACCUGUCGGUCCACUACAACCUGCACAGCCUCUAUGGGCUCAUGGAGGCGAAGGCGUCUGCAAGCGCUCUGCGGCGGAUCGUGGCGAAGAGGCCUUUUGUCAUCUCUCGCUCCACCUUCCCGAGUCAGGGGAUGUACUCCGGCCACUGGCUGGGCGACAACAGGAGCCUGUGGAAAGAUCUGUACACUUCCAUAGCAGGUAUCUUGACCUUUAACCUCCUCGGCAUCCCGCUGGUGGGAGCCGACAUCUGCGGCUUCAGCGAGGAGCCGCAGGAGGAGCUGUGCGUGCGCUGGACGCAGCUGGGCGCUUUCUACCCCUUCACGCGCAACCACAACGCCCUCGACACGCAGCCUCAAGACCCGACGGCGUUCAGCCCUCUGGCGCGUACGGCCAUGAAGCAGGCGCUGCUGCUGCGCUACUCCCUGUUCCCCGUGCUGUACACGCUGUUCCACCACGCGCACGCACACGGACGCACCGUGGCGCGGCCCUUGAUGUUUGAGUUCCCAAAAGAUGUCCGAACGUAUGGGAUCGACAAACAAUUCCUGUGGGGGAAGAGUUUGUUGGUGACACCGGUUCUGGAUCCGGGCGUCGACUACGUGGACGGUUACUUCCCGCGCGGCCUGUGGUAUGACUUCUUCACGGGCGACUCUCUGCGCAGUGAGGGGGAAGAGCUCCGCCUCCGUGCACCUCUGGAUAAGAUCAAUCUACAUCUACGGGAAGGCUCCAUCACACCAACACAGGCUCCCAACCGGACGCUGUGGGUGAGCAGCGGUCAGCCGCUCCACCUGAUCUCGGCGCUGUCCGACGGCGACGGCUCGGCCGCCGGAGACCUCUUCUGGGACGACGGCGAGAGCGUGGACACCUACGAGAGCGGCCUGUACUCCUACAUCGUCUUCAGCGUGGCCCAGGACGCGAUGACAUCACAGGUGCUCCACAGCAACGUGGAGGCCACGUACAUCACCGUGGAGACGGCCUCCUUCUACGGGGUGAAGCAGAAGCCCAGCAGAGUGCUGGUGAACUCCCAAGAUGCAGCGUUCACCUACAGAGCCAACCAGGUGUUGACUGUUGGAGAUCUGGGUCUCAACCUCAGUCAGAACUUCACCAUCAGCUGGAUGUGACGAACGGGACGUUUUUAAUGGCGGUCGAGGCUGUUUUAUUCUGUGUAGUCCAGAACGCUGAGGCCACCUGUUCCUGACCGACGGGACUGCGUGAAGGAGAGCAACGGAUCCCCAAAUGUCCAUCAAAUUAAGGCUGAGAGUCGUCACUUUAAUCGUCUUAAGACGAAUCGUAAGAGUCGUUUUGGAUCUAAUGCGCUCGAGUACAUAAGAAUGUUCUCAAGCAAAACGUUUCACUUCAGAAACUUUUAUCUCUGUGACCUAAAGUUUCGUUUUCAUCAAGUUCAUCUCAAAUCUGAACCUUUUUCUUUUUUUAUGUCCUCAGCAGAUAGAUUUUUGCGCACUAAGUGAAAUGCCUCCUAAUGUGAGUGUUCUCGCAGCUCCUGUUGUAACGCGUCGCAGCUUCUCUCUGCACUGAUCAGCGUCGUGGAGGAGGAUGCAGGUGCAUUACGAUCCUGUUUGUGUGUCUGUGAGCGUCUCUUUCCAUCUGUUACAGCGGGAGCCUGAUUUUUUUUUUUAACGCCUGCGCGCGACGAUUACUUUUAACGCACAACCACCGCACACGAGAAACAGCCGCGUUUCACUGUCGGCCGAAUGUAAAUAAAACCUGAAGCAGCAGCAGCGGCGUCGCGUCCCGAA
This is a messenger RNA of Gasterosteus aculeatus aculeatus (three-spined stickleback), 3758 nucleotides long. It is a transcript of the gene gaa2, whose product is annotated as alpha glucosidase 2. The record is from RefSeq and is a predicted model, not a curated record. Gene Ontology annotation, biological process: carbohydrate metabolic process. Lineage: Eukaryota; Metazoa; Chordata; Actinopteri; Perciformes; Gasterosteidae. Gene Ontology annotation, molecular function: carbohydrate binding; alpha-1,4-glucosidase activity.